UGAAGGGACUCAGUAACACAGUCCUUAAGAAGUACGCCUUGCAGGUUACGGAAGCUACAGCGAAAGUGAUCGGGUCGCUCCGUGGUGUUACACUCGGCUCUACUCUGCCGGUGGAAACAGGGGAAGCCCUCGAGCGCGGUGGUGGUGCUCGGGGAAUGGCGGGCGGCGGCAGCGAGAAAAUCGACUACGUGUUCAAGGUGGUGCUGAUCGGGGACUCGGCGGUGGGGAAGUCGCAGAUCCUGGCGCGAUUCGCGCGUGACGAGUUCAGCCUCGACUCCAAGGCCACCAUCGGGGUGGAGUUCCAGACGAGGACCCUCGUCAUCCAGCACAAGAGCGUCAAGGCCCAGAUCUGGGACACUGCCGGCCAGGAGAGGUACAGAGCUGUCACCAGUGCGUACUACCGAGGGGCAGUGGGCGCAUUGUUGGUUUACGAUAUCACCAAGCGGCAAAGCUUUGACCAUAUUCCUCGGUGGCUUGAAGAGCUGCGGAGCCAUGCCGACAGGAACAUCGUGAUCAUGUUGGUUGGCAACAAGACCGAUCUCGAGGACCAGAGAGCUGUAACCACGGAAGAUGCCCGAGAAUUCGCUCAGAAGGAGAACCUCUUCUUUCUGGAAACCUCGGCACUCGAAGCGACGAAUGUCGAGAACGCCUUCCAAACUGUGUUGACCGAGAUCUUCAACAUCGUCAACAAAAAGAACCUGACAUCCGACCCUCAGAGCAACAAUGCCGCACCUACGCAGCCAGGAAAGAAGAUCAUCGUCCCUGGCCCGGCUCAGGAGAUACCCAAGAACAAGACAUGCUGUAACACUUCCUAAGUUUUGUUUCCUUGUGGUAGUUUGUGUGUAGAGUUGUCGUCAGUAAUUGCUAUAUGUCUUCUUGAUUGGUAAUAUCUUAGCGGAAUUCUGGAUUUGGUAAGAAUUGAUUCAGUUUGUAUCAUUUAAUUUCGUUGGAUCA
Molecule: messenger RNA, 954 nt
Organism: Musa acuminata AAA Group (dessert banana)
Lineage: Eukaryota; Viridiplantae; Streptophyta; Magnoliopsida; Zingiberales; Musaceae
Product: ras-related protein Rab11D
Exons: 2
Coding region: 156-815 (219 amino acids)
Biological process (GO): vesicle-mediated transport
Cellular component (GO): endosome
Molecular function (GO): GTPase activity; GTP binding
Source: RefSeq, a predicted model, not a curated record